AUCCAGUAUAGCAAAGCGGACGGACAAGUGAAGUGAACGACGCGGUUUUAGCAUCUAGUCGUUAAAGUGAUGCCCAAUGUUUGAUGCCUAGUGUUAAUAGAACAUUUUUAUAGUCACUCAAAAGUGAUAGAGGAAAUAGUUAAAAUGAAGUGUGUUACAGUAUUGCUGUGUUUGGGGAUGCUGUGGAGAAGUGCACUUUCAGAGUCGUGUAGAACUCCAUUGGGAAGGCAAAGUAACUGCGUUUCAAUCUACGAUUGCCCACCUCUACUUACUGCCUUUGAACAGAGGCCUCUGCCAAGUAACGUGAUCAACUUCCUCAGGCUGUCGCAAUGUGGUUUCGAGGGGUACAUACCAAGGGUGUGCUGUGGUCCCAUCCCAUCGGCAUCACCUGGUGGACAAACAACAACAAAACGACCAUCAUCUAGCGCCAGACCUAUUGAAGGCGAAGACCCUGUAUAUGAUGAAGAUUCGUACCCCGAGUCUCGUGACGUAUGUGGUAAAGAGACUGGUGCUGAUCGAAUCUAUGGCGGUCAGUUUACGGAGCUGGAUGAGUUCCCCUGGAUGGCACUACUAGGAUACCGACCACGCAACAAUGGACCACUGACGUACCAAUGCGGGGGAGUGCUGAUCAAUCAUCGCUACAUACUGUCAGCUGCUCACUGCGUUGUCGGAGAAAUUGAAACGGCUGUUGGAAAACUAACUUCAGCCCGUUUGGGAGAAUACGAUACUCAGACGGACAUAGACUGCGCGGAACCCAACGACUGUGCCGACCCACCGCAAGAGAUCCUGGUGCACUCCUCAUACCCUAACCCUGGAUUCUCAGACAGAAACAAGAACAGGAAAGACGACAUUGCAGUUAUUAGACUCGCUAGAAGAGCAGUUUAUACAACUUUUGUCCAACCCAUCUGCCUUAUAGAUAACAGACUCCGCUUGAGUGCCGGUGAUGACGUAUUUGUGGCUGGAUGGGGAAAAACCCUAGAAGGCAAGAGCAGUCCAAUCAAGCUGAAGCUCAAUUUACCGAUUUUCCAAAAAUCCGAUUGCACAACGAAGUACAGAUCGCUUGGAGCAGAAUUGACUGAAAAUCAGCUGUGUGCUGGUGGAGUGUUCGCUCAGGAUGCAUGCAGAGGAGACUCGGGUGGACCUCUGAUGAGGAAGACUCCUUCAGGAAUCUGGGAAACCGUGGCUGUUGUCUCCUUUGGCUAUGGUUGUGGUAGAGACGGUUGGCCAGGCGUUUACACCUCAGUAUCACAUUAUACCGACUGGAUAAAGGACACUAUGCUUAGAUCCAAUGUGUAGACCUAUUACAUAUUAUGUAAUGUUAAGAUUUUUACUAUUGCCAUAAUUUUACUUUCGACUGUUUCAUUGCCUGUAGUUAUAAAUUGAAUUGUUUUGCUGACGCAAUACGAAAUAUGCAUAAUUUUUUUGUUAUCAGCAGUCAAUAUUGCUACUUAAUAAAAACAAAUCUGCCGCAGUAAUGUAAUAAAAGUUCUAUUUUUGUAAACAAUUUUUUGCAAUUGAACGAUGUUUUUCAUCGACAAUAAUUAAAAGAUAACGAGAGAACACUUUAAAGUUUUUGCAAUUAAUACACUGCAAUAAAACAAAUUACAUAUUUUAAA
Messenger RNA from Bicyclus anynana (squinting bush brown), 1616 nucleotides. Its product is annotated as phenoloxidase-activating enzyme 1. The coding region runs from base 145 to 1296 and encodes 383 amino acids. Gene Ontology annotation, molecular function: serine-type endopeptidase activity. The record is from RefSeq and is a predicted model, not a curated record. Gene Ontology annotation, biological process: proteolysis. NCBI's taxonomy places the organism in Eukaryota, Metazoa, Arthropoda, Insecta, Lepidoptera, Nymphalidae. The transcript is spliced from 7 exons.